UUAUGUUAGUUAUGUUGUCCAUCUUCUCGCUGAUGUGUCUUCACUGACACAAUCAAUUUUCACUAGAAUGACAUCCGUUUUGUGGGCGAUAUAUUUUAUUUUAUUUAAUCGUCAAUUUUCAUUCUUGAUGUAAAUGAUGUAGCAGUCUCGCGUGCAACUUUAUUGUACAGAUUGAUUACCUCGCGAUUUUUAUCAUUUUAUACAUAGUACUUAUUAAGUAGCUGUGAUAACUUAGUCGUAAGGAAUAUGAUCAUUGCUACAUUCUUGGUGGUCCGACAGUUUCUUUCGAAAGUUUUUGAAAGUGAAAUUAUGGUCGCGUCGUAGGACAAUUUGUAUUAAUUCACAUUAAUAAUGGUAGCUGCUAGAGCAACAGUUUUGAUGGCAGCUAGCGAGGAGACGUCUUCAAAUGAGGCAAGAAGUGGUCCAACACGCUCGAUAAAUCAAAGUACUUGUUCACAUUAUAGUGAGAUACAGCGUUGUCAAAGGAACAUUGAAUCAUCGGCUAAAGGAGAUGUGGCUACUUGUUCUUUGAAUAUUAUAGAAAAGAAAUAUCGUAGCCCUACAAUAGAAAAAAAUGGUAAAAUAAUAUCUAAAGUAGAGCCGAAAGAGAGCUCUAAGAAUUUUGCAACGUGUAAAACUGCUCAGAUUCGUGAGACCAGAACUUCUAGAUUACGGGCUGCUUCUAUAGUAUUACCCAAUGCAGAUGUAACAUUAUCAUCUAAAAAGUUACUUGGAACAGAAACUUUUGACUCUCAGCAACACAAUUCAUCAGCCAAGCAAAAAAAUUCUACAUCUCUCAAUAUCACCAUGAAUUCUGUCAAGGAAAAAGAUAAAAGCUACAAACGUAAAUCUUAUUUAAAUAAAUCAAAUCACAUCGUUAAAACUGUGCCUGUUGAUCAUUCAAGUGAAGUUGAGUCUAGCGAGAGACAUUCCAGAAGGCAAUAUGUUAAACAAAAUCAGGUAUCCGAAAUGGUAUCGAAUCCUGUUGAGUCUUGUCGUCAAAUGGCCAGUCUGCGCAGAAAACAUAUUGAUUCAAAAGCUGGAAUUCAAUGCACUACAAAAAAUUUUUCUAAAACUUACUCAUCGAAUGCAAAGCGUUCGAUUAUGCAACAACUUAGUGAUGUAGGUGACUCGGAAGUUUCACGGAGAGUGGACGAGUUAACGGCAUUAACGCGAGCUACCAUGGAACGCGUGGAAAGACUUGCGUCUGCAUCCAUGAGCUCUGUUAAUCACUCGAUCGAGAAUCUGCACAUUAGUAUGGAGAAAGUGUCCAUGUCGCCAAAAAAGUGUACACCUAGACACACGCCAGUUUCAAUUCUUAAGCAUAAAAGUAUCGAUGGCGAAGGAGGUGAUCGACAAACGUUAUCUGGUUCCCAUACAUCAUCACCAGUAACUUUUUCGCCAUCUGUCAUGGAACCUGUUUCUCACAAGAGACAUGGUAUUUUGAAAAAACGAAGCAGUUUAGACGAAAGUGAAAUAUUACGUCGCCGUAGCUGUUCUCCUGAUGUUUCCUUCGCUGACAACACUUACUCAGAAUUUCGGCCAAUCUUGAAAAAUCAAAGGCGAUCCUCCUUGGAUGAAAUUAUCAAAAGAGAUCAGAGUCCUGAUCAACAACCUGCCUCAAUAUUGAAACGUAAAUCAUCUAGGGAAGAUGACAGAGAGCUUCGAUUAUCAUUGGGAUCUCCGGAACCGCAAAGCAUCCUAAAACGAAAACUCGCCAACAGCGUCCGCGCCAAUAGCGUCAGUCAUCACGUAACGAUUGCAUCAGAUGUCACGAGCACGAAUGUGAGUGGAAAUACGAAUGCGAGUACAAAUGCAAGUCUUGUGUCUGAAAGUCUCGAGGGAUCUGAAGUGAGACCGAUACUAAAAAAGAAAUACAGCAAGGAGGAAUUCACCGGAAGCGACAUUUUGUCUCUCGAGCCUCGGCCUAUAUUAAAAAAGAAAUCAAGUACUGAAUCGGACGAACACGAGCACGAUAGGCCGAUGAAAACGAUCUUAAAAUCCUCGCGAAAGAAUUCUUACGAGGAGGGUAAUUACGAAAUGGAAUUGAUUUCUCCGAGAAAAUUAUCCGCGUUGAAGAAUCGAGCGAGCGAGAUUGAAAAUGUACGACCUAUAUUGAAACAGUCCAGUGGUAGCCGUUAUUAUGACGAUUUGUGUGAUUUAACGGCGGUGAACUCAUUUUUGCGAAAGAGAGCGCAGUCUGUAGGUCAUGCGCGAUCUGCUAACAGUGAUACUUGCAUCGAGUCGGUUCGCGCGUUAGCAAAACGAAGAUCUCUCGAGUCUAGUUCGCCAAUCGAUGUGUUAUAUACUCCGACAACGACACGUUACUGUUUUAUGACCAAUCGGACGUCCAAUGAAAUUUCCUACGCAAUAAAUAGCUCCGGUGUAAUUAAAGAAAGUAAGCUAUCGUGUGAGGGAUCUAAUAAGAUUAAGCAAAUUAGUACAAACAGUAUGGAGGAGAAGAAUAAGAUAGAUUCUCAUAUACAUCUUAUGAAGAUCGAUGAUGAUAUGAACUGCGAAGCGACACAAGUUCUUAAUCGAAUUGAUAGGAAAGAAGUGGUAGGAGGAGAAGAGGAAAAAAAUGCACAGGGUGUUUAUGAGGAUUAUGCCGUUAUUUGUCGUAGCAACAGCGUAUCGAAAAUGACACAACAUUUUAAAGUUCUACAAGAAAAGGCAAAGGCAACGGCUGCUGAAAAUGGUUUUCAGCGCGUAUCUUCACAUAAAUUAUCGCGUGACAUUCAACGUUAUCGCGAACGCAAGGUACAAGGUGGCGAUAGAUUUAAUACUCAACCAAUAACUUUCAAAGAAGUGCGUGAGGCGGUCUUACAAAAUCAGCGCAAUGCCGUAACGUUGAGCGAUGCGAGAACAACCGAUAAUGAGUCUGAGCCAUCCAAGCUAAGCUUAGCCGAACGCGUGCAACUUUUCAAUCAAAAGACCGCGAGCACAGAAACCUCUCCCAAAAACGUUGCGUUCCAGGAAAAGUUUACUCAAAAAAGACGACAGUCUACUCGCUACAAAACACAACCUGUAACAUCUGAGGAGGUUGAAGUGGCAUCCCGGAUAUCAUCGCUGAACGUAAAUCAAACCUUAGUUGAAGAAGGACAGUUAAAAGAAUGUCGAAGAUCGCUUUAUUCGCUUGCAACAGCAUCUCAACAUGAUGUACCAAAAAGUAUUCUAAAGUCAUCUACCGGUUAUACGCAAAAUUUGUUGCGUGCCAAAAGUCCAGAACUUGAAGGUAUAAAAUUGGUAAAAUCUGUACUUAAGAAAGAAUCUGAGGAAUUGGAGCAACAGAUAGUAUUGUUGAAUUCUGAGGGAUAUCCGCGUUCUAUUUUAAAAAGUAAUUCUUACUUAAGGCAACCAAUUCAGACAACGAGUGUUGAUGCGAUAUUCAAAAACGAACGAGGAUUAUGUAGCGUUGAGAGCUCAAAUUUAAACAGCGAGACUGUUAAAUUCUGUGAAAAAUUAGAUUGUUCCAAUGUAGCGACUAAUCCUAAUAUGAUGAGAGAUCCUUGUGAUGAGAUGCGAGUAACUAUUUCUAAGCAAGAUGGCGGUAAUAUGGCGAUAAACGAACCCACAGUGCCUUUUCAUAAAGCUGUAUUAUUUCGAAAGGAAAAAAUCAUUUCAAUUGGCAUGGAUAACUGCAAAAUUGAUGCAAUGUCGAAUAGUGUAUUAGAAAGACGCAGCAACGAAAGGCACGGCAAUUCGUUAGUGGGCAAAUCUAAUCUGACGUUGAAUGUAGGCGACAAUAAGGAUGACAAAAAUGACAACAAUGACGAUGAGGACAACGAAAAGUCUGUUGAUAAAGAAGCAAAAGAAGAAAAGUUAGCAGUGCCAAAAGUGGAGCGGAACGAUGAUGAUAAUGACGAUAAUGACAAUGAUGAGAACAAGACACAUAAUCUUAUUGUCAAUGAAAUGUUGACUAGUGCUGUACGAUGUUCCAUUAAUUCGUUGUCCAAAAGUAUCAGUCAACACUCUUUAGGCGAUGAGAGAUGGAAAGUAGCACAGCAACGUGAUGUGCCAUUUUCAGGACUAUGUCGUAGCGCGACGCAGGUAAUAGCAUCAAUAGAGACGAAUGAGAUUCCCAGUGUGAGUAUUGCUGACCGGUUGGCUGCGCUACGUCACAGCGGUAGUACUAAAUGGAAACAAUGUAUGGACGGUGCCAGAGUUGACAAAUCGUGCGACGACUCGUUAUUCAGUUUGGAGGAAAGUACGAUUAAAUCGGGCGUACUGGCCGAUUGCAUUGAGAAGCUUGAAUCUGCUGUGGAAAGCUGGAAAAGCAGAAUCAUAACACCCGACGCGGUUAACUUCACUGUUGCUGGUAAAAUGAAAGAAACUCCAUCAAAAGAUGCCAGUUUGCCCUUCUUUACAGAAGUCAUGGCGAACGUUUCAAAUCAAAAGAAGAAAGUGCCGCGUCCACAGUGGUACAAAAUGAGGAAAGAUAAAGGUGAAGAGUAUACAACGGAGCAUGUUUUAUCACCGAGUGUUUCAGUACCUAAAACGGAUGAUGAAACGUUUACUUCUUUCUUUAGCGGUGUGUCGCUAGAAAAGUGUGGGACCGAGUGUUUUAAUUUAGAUGAAAGCGACUUUGAUAUAAUCACACCACAAUCCAAAUUAUUAGUACAAAAGCGGAAUAUACGAAUGCAACGUCGACGGGCUACUUCAAGAAAUCCCCUUAGAGUUCUCGCGGCACGAACUGAUUUGAAAUCGGAAUACACUGAAAUUCAUACGAAUCUAGUCACGAAAAUAAUGAAAAAUUCAAAUAUAAGAAAACUUGCCGAAAGUUCAUCUUUUACUGUCGAGGCUCUCGCCGGAUUGGCUUCUAUCGAAGAUUUUAGUACGGUGACUUUGAGAAAUGUGUCGGAAACAAGCAUGUCUAUAAAUAAGUUGCAACCAUAUAAAGACAUAAUGUUGAUAUUGAUUAAAGGAAGACGACAUGUUCAAGUUAGAUUGGUUGAACCUAUCGCUGACAGUAUCAAUACUGGUGAUAGUUAUAUACUAGUAACAAAAUCAGAGAUUUUCAACUACAUAGGGAAAUACAGUAACAUUAUCGAGAAGACUCAUGCCGCUGAAAUCGUAUUGAGUAUUCAACAACAAAAGGAUCUAGGAUGCCAAGCGAUCGAAGUAAUCACUAUAACUGAUGAUAAACUAAUUUGCUCGAAAAAUGAGGUUAACAAGUUUUGGGAUUAUCUUGGCGUAGUCAACAAGGAAAAACUAACCAUUGUUGAGGCUGGUCAUCCUGAUGAAGAUGAAUUGUAUGAAUCUGCUAUUAUCGAUACAAAUAUGGUGUACGAAUUGAAAGGUGAACAAUUAGUAUCGUACGAAAAAUUCUGGGGUACGCUUCCAAAAAUAGAAAUGCUUGAUAAGAAUAAGAUUUUGGUGUUCGAUUUUGGUACUGAGAUGUAUAUUUGGAGCGGCAAAGGAAUUUCAGCGGAUAAAAAGAAACUUGCUACGCAGCUGGCCACAGAAAUGUGGAACAAUGGAUACGAUUAUAGCGAGUGUACUGCCUGUCCGAUUAACGCAGCCCGUAUGAUUGGUAAUCGGAACAACAAUUCGCGUACUAGCCCACUCGCGAAAUUCGCCAAAAGUAGACCUGAAUGGUGUUUACUCGCUAAGUUGACGCAACACGUUGAAACAAUACUAUUUCGAAAGAAAUUUCUCGAUUGGCCUAAUGUUAUUGGUACGACAAAAACGCGAUGUCGAAAUGAUGAUGCGCGACAAAUCGAUGGUGCCAUAACUGUGCAACUAGAUGAAAACGACGAUAUGUGGCUAUCAAAGUCUACUCCAGUCGAUUUUAUUCUAGAGGGCUGUCAUUUAGGCAGAGGCACUGGUUGUUACGACAAUGAAUUGAAAAAAGAAUAUAUUGUUGCUACAACGAGCAUUAUAAUAUGGCAUAUCGAUGAAUUUUCACAUACACUUUUGGACGGAUCAUCUAUUGGUCAAUUUUAUUCUAGUGAUAGCUACAUCGUUCAUUGGACGUAUUCCGUCACAAUUACUGGCAGAGAGCUCAGUGGUUUGCCAUCUAAGCACUUGGCUAAAGGUCGCGAUAGAUCUGUGUACUUUAUUUGGCAAGGUCGAAAUGCAUCCUUGAAUGAACGAGGUGCCGCGGCAUUAUUAACGGUCGAAUUAGAUAGCAAUCGAGGUCCUCAGAUUUAUGUUGUUCAAGAACACGAACCAGCUGUUUUUUUAAAUUUAUUUGCUGGAAGAAUGGUGAUACAUAGUGGCAAGAAAUCUGAGAAAAAAUGUGAAAGACGUUGGAGAUUGUACAUAUGUCGAGGAACUUUAGAGAAUGAGACAUUCUUAACUGAAAUCCCUUGUAGUACUCGACAAUUGAGAAGUAGAGGUUCCUUCAUAUUACUAGAUACCGAAAAUGCAAAACUAUAUAUCUGGCAUGGGAACAAUUCCUUGUAUCAUAUUAAAGAAAAUGCAAUAAAAGCUGCAAAUAAAUUGAAAGAAAAUCGACCUGAAGAAGCUGGAUUAUCAAACAAAAGUAACAUACAAAUAUAUGAAAUACAAGAAGGUUCGGAAUCUGAAGAAUUUAGUAAUGCAUUAGGUGGUAUGAAUAGAAAAUUGUAUUGGUCUUUAGAAACAGUUGAAAUACAAGAUCAUACUCCAAAGCUUUAUCAUUUAUACAGUGUUUCUAAAAAAUUCCGCGCAACGGAAAUACUUUGUCCAUAUCGUACAGAUCUGAUAACACCAUUUCCUUUCUCACAAGAUGAUUUGUAUCAAGCAAACCAGCCAGCCUUAUUUUUAUUGGAUGACAAGAAUAUGAUUUGGAUUUGGCAAGGGUGGUGGCCUGAUAAUGGAACCGAAGAUCAAUCCGGAAGUAAAACUGUUCGCUGGCAGGCUGAAAGGAGAGCGGCAAUGAUGAUAGCGAUACGAUAUUGGCGAAAGACUCGAAACGUACAAGCAACGAAUCUUCCAAUAUACUUAAUAUGGGCUGGUUUAGAACCGUUACAAUUUAUAAAUCUUUUCCCAGAAUGGACGUAUCGGGAUGACGUUGCUGAAUUAAAUAUAGAGGAUGGUCGGAAUCCAGGAGAAGUAUUAAUUGUGGAAAAUGAAUUGACUCGUCUAACGCAAAGCACAUAUCUUCCUGCUCAGCUGUUACAAAGACCUCUACCUGACGGAGUCGAUCCAACACACCUCGAAUUGUAUUUAUCUCAACAACAUUUUCAAGAGUUGCUGGGAAUAAGCAAAGAAGAAUUUCAACAGCUUCCAGUCUGGAAGCAAGUGAAUCUCAAGAAAGAUAUAGGAUUAUUCUGAUGGAUCAUCCUAGGUGCGAUUAGCUGCCCUUUCAAAAUUUUCGAGUCUUUGUUAAUUGUUUUACAAUAUCUACACUUGAGAAUCAGAAAAAAAUAUCAACUUCUAGACGUAUUUUUCUUGAAACUUUUCGUGUAUAGAAAAUAAAACAUUUCGAGAAACAUUUUGUGAAUCGGUGAAACAUUAUCGAUGAUAUUUCUAAUAAUAAUAAUAAUUAAUGAAA
Monomorium pharaonis (pharaoh ant) is the source of this 7480-nucleotide messenger RNA. It is a transcript of the gene Svil, whose product is annotated as supervillin. The coding region runs from base 352 to 7260 and encodes 2302 amino acids. Gene Ontology annotation, cellular component: actin cytoskeleton; cytoplasm. The transcript has 23 exons. Gene Ontology annotation, biological process: cytoskeleton organization; actin polymerization or depolymerization; barbed-end actin filament capping. Gene Ontology annotation, molecular function: phosphatidylinositol-4,5-bisphosphate binding; actin filament binding. NCBI's taxonomy places the organism in Eukaryota, Metazoa, Arthropoda, Insecta, Hymenoptera, Formicidae. The record is from RefSeq and is a predicted model, not a curated record.